UCGUUCUCUUUUUAUGCCUACUAUAUACUGUAUUCCUUGCAGUACACAUUUCUUCUGCUGCUGGUGUUCCUGAUAGAAGCAGUGGCCGGAGUAUUGGCCUACGUGUAUGAGGAACAGGUUAUGGCCGAGCUCUCCCACACCCUCACCUCCACCUUCAACAACAACUAUAUGAUAGACCCAGACGUCACUCAGGCCAUAGAUCAGAUGCAGAUAGAGUACCACUGUUGCGGGGCCUUAACCUUCAGCCAAUGGGGAGACAGCCAAUGGUUGCGUGAAAACCCAGGCAUCAAUAACACUGUUCCAGACUCCUGCUGCAAGACUCCCUCACCUUACUGUGGUGUCAGGAAUCAUCCUUCCAACAUUUGGUACAAUGGCUGUAUCCAUCAGUUUGAAGACGAGCUUGGUCGACAUCUGCUGAUUCUUGGGGCAGUUGGUUGUGGUAUCUGUCUGAUUCAGGUCUUUGGGAUGAUCCUCUCCUGCUGUCUCUACAUAAAACUAAAGGAUGUUGAUGAAAAUUAUUUUUAAGGGACACAUAAACUGAAUGUUAGAAAUAAAUAUGGUAUGAGAAAAUGGGCAUUAAUUUAGGCAAAAGCUUUGCAGUAAAAAGCAAAUGUAUACUGUACAAGGUAUUCAUUACUACCAAUAUUUUAAGAAAUUGGGAAUAGGAUUUAGAGAACACAUUCAGUAUGAGAAGGAAUACCUGAAAUUUGAAUUCAGUUUGAAGAGAAAAGCCAAAAAACUAUUUAGGGAAUGCAUCUUAUUAUUUUUUAGAAAUUGUUAUUAGUUUUUUAUAGAAAAUAUACACGAAUUAGCUGUCCUAGGAGGGCUUGAUUAGAUCUUCAUGAAGCAGCAGUGGGAGCAGAAAUUGCAAGUAACAUGUAUAUGAUAAAGAUAGUGAAGCUAGGAAAUUUACAAUUUAAAGCAAGAAUAAAAAUAAUGGCCAUUUUAGAAUAAUCUACCGACGAAUUUAUUAUGGGAAAAUUGGUUUAAAGCCUUUUAUAACAUAUAGAACUCAGAAGCAACUUUGGUAUGCUUUGAGAGUUCGAGGCACUCGUGGUAAUUUUGAAAAAUAGUAAAUUGUCUACAAAUAACAUAGAAUAUAUGAUGUCGCAUAACCCAGUGCCAAAAGUCCAUCGGUACAAUUUAAUAAAUGAUACCAAUAAUGAAAUGGUACUUAAAAGGAUGCCUAGCAUAAGAUAAAUAAAGGUUUAAGAAAAAUAAAUAUUGGCAAGAGAUUAAGGGUAGAAAUAAAUUGACUUAAUGAGUUUAUUUCGUUAAAUCUAAAUACAGUGUAUGCAUAAAGAGGGCGAAAAUAUUUUUCAUUAGUAUAUUCCUCCCUAGCCUAUUAAAAAU
Messenger RNA from Procambarus clarkii (red swamp crayfish), 1353 nucleotides. NCBI's taxonomy places the organism in Eukaryota, Metazoa, Arthropoda, Malacostraca, Decapoda, Cambaridae. The record is from RefSeq and is a predicted model, not a curated record.